UGAUGUACACAGGAACGACUGCUUCGCAGGACACCAGGUUCAGCGACAAGGAGAAAAAACUUCUAAAACAGAUGAAAUUUGGAGAUUCAUUGACACAAAAAGUGGAUAUGAGCAAAGUGAAACUUGAUGUAAUUAAGCCAUGGAUUACAACAAAGAUCACACAGAUUCUAGGAAUGGAAGACGAUGUGGUGGUAGAGUUUGUGUAUAAUCAGCUUGAGGAGAAGUUUCCUGACCCCCGAAAAAUGCAGAUCAACUUGACAGGCUUCCUGAACGGUAGGAAUGCCCGUUCUUUCAUGGGUGAAUUAUGGGACCUUCUGGUCUCAGCUCAAGAAAGUGUUACGGGCAUUCCCGAGGCUUUUUUGCAGCAAAAGAAAGAUCAAAUUAAAAAGCGUUUGGUAAUUAUUAGUUUUCACCUUUGUGUAAUAAUCGAAUAUCAAAAAGACUUCUAAGCACCCGCGCGCGCA
Molecule: messenger RNA, 464 nt
Organism: Acromyrmex echinatior (Panamanian leafcutter ant)
Lineage: Eukaryota; Metazoa; Arthropoda; Insecta; Hymenoptera; Formicidae
Gene: Srrm1
Product: Serine-arginine repetitive matrix 1
Biological process (GO): regulation of mRNA splicing, via spliceosome
Cellular component (GO): spliceosomal complex
Molecular function (GO): RNA binding
Source: RefSeq, a predicted model, not a curated record